Messenger RNA from Phasianus colchicus (ring-necked pheasant), 2997 nucleotides. It is a transcript of the gene WNT6, whose product is annotated as Wnt family member 6. Gene Ontology annotation, molecular function: cytokine activity; frizzled binding. Gene Ontology annotation, cellular component: extracellular region. NCBI's taxonomy places the organism in Eukaryota, Metazoa, Chordata, Aves, Galliformes, Phasianidae. The record is from RefSeq and is a predicted model, not a curated record. Gene Ontology annotation, biological process: cell fate commitment; canonical Wnt signaling pathway; neuron differentiation.
CUCCUCCUCCUUCUGCGGAGCAGCCUCCUCGCCGCGCUCCAGCCGCCCGGAGGUGCCUGCCCAGCCCGGCCCCCCCCCGGCCCCGCUGCGCCGGGCUGGCGGAGGGAGGCAGCGGGCAGCCCCGCAGCCCUCCGGGGGGCUCGGAGGGGGCUCGGCUCUCCCGACUGGCCCCCAACCUUGGCAGAAUGUUGCACCGCUCUCGGACCCAGCUGGGGCUCUUCUUCAUCCUCCUCUGCCCCGCCAACAUCAUCGGGCUCUGGUGGGCAGUGGGGAGCCCCCUGGUCAUGGACCCCAACAGCAUCUGCCGCAAGACGAAGCGGCUGGCAGGGAAGCAGGCGGAGCUGUGCCAGCUGGAGCCAGAGAUCGUGCAAGAGGUGGCCAAGGGCACCAAGCUGGGCGUGCGGGAGUGCCAGUACCAAUUCCGCUUCCGCCGCUGGAACUGCACCAGCCACAGCAAGUACUUCGGCAAGAUCCUGCAGCAGGACAUCCGGGAGACAGCCUUCGUGUAUGCCAUCACAGCGGCCGGUGUCAGCCACGCCAUCACACAGGCCUGCAGCAUGGGCGAGCUGCUGCAAUGUGGCUGUGAGCUGACACGGAGUCGGGCACCCCCAUCACCCACAGCUGGGCCGGGCACCGAGGGCACAGCCUGGGAAUGGGGGGGCUGUGGGGAUGACGUGCAGUUUGGCUAUGAGAAGUCGCAGCAGUUCAUGGACGCCAAGAGCAAGAAGGGGAAAAAUGACAUCCGUGCACUCAUUGAUCUGCACAACAACGAGGCUGGGCGCUUGGCAGUGCGCAGCUACAUGAGGACAGAGUGCAAAUGCCACGGGCUCUCGGGCUCCUGCACGCUGCGCACCUGCUGGCGCAAGAUGCCCCAUUUCCGCGAGGUGGGCGACCGCCUGCUCGAGCGCUUCAACGGCGCCUUCAAGGUGAUGGGGGGCAAUGAUGGGAAGACCCUCAUCCCGGUGGGCGACAACAUCAAACCUCCCGAUAAGCAGGACCUCAUCUACUCGGCCGACUCGCCCGAUUUCUGCUCUGCCAACCGGAAGACGGGCUCGCUGGGCACGAGGGGCCGCGUCUGCAACAGCACGGCCAUGGACACGAGCGGCUGCGACCUGCUGUGCUGCGGGCGUGGGCACCGCGAUGAGACCGUGGUGCUGGAGGAGAACUGCCUGUGCCGCUUCCACUGGUGCUGCGUGGUGCAGUGCCGCAAGUGCUCCGUCCGCCAGGAGCUCAGCCUCUGCAUCUGACGGCCUCUCCGUGGGGCGGGGACACUUGGGGAGCCGCCCCCAGGAUGGUGCCGAGGGCACAGGGACACAGAGAGGUGACGCAGUGGGACCUUAUGGGAUGGAGGACUGUGAGCCCAGCUCUGCGGUUGGAUGUCCCUGCAGCGUGGGGACGCUACCCAGCAUCCCCACGGCCCUGCAGUGGGGCUGCAGUUCGGAGCUUCGUCUAAUAAAGCUAUUUAAAGCCGGUGUGCCCUCUGCUCGCCUCUCCGCAGCAGGCACUGCCACCCGCCCCAACACGGUGGUGAUGGGCUUUGUGCAUGUUGCCGGCAUCCCCUGUUUUUCUCACUCUGUCUCCAGUCACCUCUGCUGCAGGGCCUGGCAUGGCAGAGCCCCAUGCAGUGCCGCUGGCACCUGGGGUUGGUGGCAUGCGAGGCAUUUGCUUGGCAUGCCAUUGGCCACGUGCAGCCUCAUCUGGGCGGCACAGUGCCAGGCGGGGAACCUGAGCAGCCCAUACCCUGCUGGGCAAACGCGGGGCGAGGAGUAGCAGCAAUGCCCAUCAGCAGAUCCUGGCGGCACGCUCCUUGUCUGCCCCAUCCAUCAAGCAGAAAUCAGGGUGCCGACGAACCAUUAAAUUGGCCCAGGGAGCGCUGGGGCGGGAGCAUCUACAUGUCAACUGCAGCUUUAGAGUUGGAAAUUCCCUCCUGGCUCCAGGAGAGGGGCGGCACACGGGGCUCCCGGGAACUCCCGGCCGCACGCACGGCCCUGGAGCACAUGGGUGUGUGUGCCAAGAUGCGUGUGUGAGCAGGCAGCUGCAGUGUGCACGCUCAGGUUGCACGCCCACACAUGGUCAUGCCUGCACGUGGGCAUCCGAUUCCAUGCAUUCACCCUUUGCUCUGUGUGUGAGAAUCUUGUGUGUGUGCGAAAGGUUCUCCCACGUGGCUCCAUGCAUGUCCGUCAGUGCAUGGCAAAUUGUCAGCAUGCAUUUGUCGGUGACCCCAUGUGUUUGCUUGCAUGUAUCUUAGCUCUGUGUCACCACUGUUCUCCCUCUACACUGUCCCAGUUGCUCUGAAUCUGACUCGCUGGGAGAUGUCAGAGUGCAGAGGCUGUGCUGGGGCUGGGAGCACUGUUCCUUGGCUCCAUCCCAGUCUUCCACAAUCUGCUUCCUUGGGGGCUGCCUCAGUUUCCCCACAGUGGGCUGAACAUGCAUGGCACCGGAAGACUGGAUGCCACCUAAAGCCUGGGGAAGGCAGGAAAUUGUUGUAUGGGGUCUGACCUGUGUCCUUCCUGCCAUUUCCCCAGAGGCUGAAAACCCCAAAAUCCAGAAGAAGAGGAACCUGGAAAACAGAGAUCCCAGCGUCCUGGGAAACCUCAUUUCCCUAGCAGCCCCCAGACGCCUAGCAGUGCCCCGGGGCUCUUUAGAUCCUCUCCUCUCCAGACCCUCCUUAGAGACCCCCAAUAGCCCCCAUAGCCCCCGCAGCAUCCCUGCCGUAGCCGUGGCAACGCGGGAUGCGCGGUGCGGGACGGGGCGCGUUGCAGGGCGCCGGACAGCCGCUAGGGGGAGCCACGGCAAGGCGGGGGGGGGGGCUGGGGUGCGUGGGGACUUAUGAGGGUGGGCACGGGCUGGUUGUGUAUGGAGGGACAUGGUGAGGUGUGGGGGGGAAUGAUCCCAGAUCUUGGUGCUGGGCAGUGUAACUACAAAGCUUCCCAAGGGAAAAAGGGAAGUUGAUAGUAUUUUGGUUAAAAAUAAUAACAACAAUGCCCAAAUGCUGUA